CACCGGCACCGACGGCGGGACCGGCGGCACCGACGACGGCGACGGGCGGCGGGGCUGGCGCGGGCGGCGGCGGGGCCGGUCCCGGCUCGGCCCGCGAAGGUUGGCUCUUCAAGUGGACCAACUACAUCAAGGGAUACCAGCGCCGCUGGUUCGUGCUCAGCAAUGGGCUGCUCAGCUACUACCGAUCCAAGGCGGAGAUGGGCCACACGUGCCGCGGCACCAUCAACCUGGCCACGGCCAACAUCACCGUGGAGGAUUCCUGCAAUUUCAUCAUCUCCAAUGGCGGAGCCCAGACCUACCACCUCAAGGCCAGCUCUGAGGUGGAGCGGCAGCGUUGGGUCACUGCCCUUGAGCUAGCCAAGGCCAAGGCUGUCAAGAUGCUGGAGGAGUCAGACGAUUCCGGCGACGAGUCGGUGUCGCAGACGGACAAGACAGAGCUGCAGAACACCCUGCGGAUUUUAUCCAGCAAAGURGAGGACCUGAGCACCUGCAACGACCUGAUUGCCAAGCACGGCACGGCCCUGCAGCGCUCCCUCAGCGAGCUCGAGGCCCUGCGGCUCCCUCCGGACAGCACGGACAAGAUCAAGCAGGUCAACGAGCGGGCCACGCUCUUCCGCAUCACCUCCAAUGCCAUGAUCAACGCCUGCCGGGAUUUCAUGCUCCUGGCGCAAACGCACGGGAAGAAGUGGCAGAAAUCGCUGCAGCAGGAGCGGGAUCAGCGGAUCCGGCUGGAGGAGACRCUGGAGCAGCUGGCCAAGCAGCACAACCACCUGGAAAGAGCUUUCCGGGGAGCCACGGUACUCCCCGCCAGCACGCCUGGCACCGGCGGCUCCGGCAAAGAUCUGUGCUGCCCUGCCAAAGGUGACCUGAGUGACGAGGAUGACGACAACAACGAGUUCUUUGAUGCCCCGGAGAUCUUCCCCAUGCCCGACAUCAUGGGCCACAAGAGAACCGGGAGCAACAUCAGCGGCACCAGCAGUGACAUCAGCCUGGAUGAGCAGUACAAGCACCAGGUUGAGGACACCAAGAAGGAGAAGAGAACCCGCAUUCCCUACAAACCCAACUAUAGCCUCAAYCUCUGGAGCAUCAUGAAGAACUGCAUCGGGAAGGAGUUAUCCAAAAUUCCCAUGCCGGUGAAUUUCAACGAGCCGCUAUCCAUGCUGCAGCGGCUGACAGAGGACCUGGAAUACCACGAGCUCCUGGAUCGGGCAGCGAAGUGCGAGAGCUCCCUGGAGCAGCUGUGCUACGUGGCCGCCUUCACCGUGUCCUCSUACUCCACCACCGUCUUCCGCACCAGCAAACCCUUCAACCCACUCCUGGGGGAAACCUUCGAGCUGGAUCGCCUGGAGGAGAGUGGAUACCGCUCCCUCUGCGAGCAGGUGAGCCACCACCCCCCGGCUGCCGCCCACCACGCCGACUCYAAGAACGGCUGGACGCUGCGCCAGGAAAUCAAAAUCACCAGCAAAUUCCGAGGGAAAUACCUCUCCAUCAUGCCUCUGGGUACCAUCCACUGCGUCUUCCACUCCUCUGGCAACCAYUACACGUGGAAAAAGGUGACGACCACCGUGCACAACAUCAUCGUGGGGAAGCUCUGGAUAGACCAGUCAGGUGAGAUCGAGAUUGUCAACCACAAGACAGGGGACAAGUGCAACCUCAAGUUUGUCCCUUACAGCUACUUCUCCCGGGAUGUGGCGAGGAAGGUGACCGGGGAGGUGAUGGACCCCUUGGGAAAGGUGCAUUUUGUCUUGCUGGGCACGUGGGAUGAGAAGAUGGAUUGCUACAAGGUCCAGCUGGGACCRGGGGACAACGGAGCCGAGGCGCGGCCGCGGGCCCACGAGGCCGAGGACAGCCGGGUGCUGCUGUGGAAACGGAACCCGCUCCCGAAGUAUGCAGAAAACAUGUACUACUUCUCGGAGCUGGCGCUGACGCUGAACGCCCCAGAGAACGGGACGGCCCCCACRGACAGCCGGCGGCGCCCCGACCAGCGCCUGAUGGAGAACGGGAGGUGGGACGAGGCCAACGCCGAGAAGCAGCGGCUGGAGGAGAAACAACGGCUCUCCCGCAAGCGCCGCGAGGCCGAGGCCGCCCGCGCCACCGAGGACGGGACCCCCUGCGAUCCCUACAAACCGCUGUGGUUUGAGCGGAAGAAGGACCCGGUGACCCAGGAGCUGGCGCACGUCUACAAGGGGGGCUACUGGGAGAGCAAGGAGAAGCAGGACUGGAGCUUGUGUCCGGAUAUUUUCUGAGCCCGGCGAAGAGGAGGAGGAGGAGGAGCRGCAGCGGGGAGGGAUGAAGGCCAGGACCCCCCUGUCCAUCCAUCUGUCUUAACCGUGUGUCCCCGCGCCUCGCCGUGAGCGCCGGCCGGGCUUUGCCUUAGCCCACCCAAACUGACCUUGGGGAGCAGGAGCCAAUGCAGCCCCCCCCCCAAAUCUGUGCUGGAGCAGGGGGGGGUCCCUUCGUCCCACCCACCUCCUCGGCAUCCUGGGGUGGGGGCACAGCCGCCCCUGGGGUGGGGGGCCCUGGGGAAGGCGCAGCGGGGCGAGCCCGAGGCUGGCCUUGGUCUCCCCCCCUCCCCUUUUAUUCCCGUUCCCCUUUGCCCCCAGGAGCUCGGGUGCUUUUGGGGUCCGGGGGGGCCAGACUCCCCCCCAGCCUGUUCUAUAAGUGUAUAUUAUAUAUAUGUAGAGAGCAAUCGGGAUCCCCUUCUCCCCCGCAGCCCCCAGUUUGGGGGGUCUCCACCCUCCCCAGGGUGUCCCCCACACGUGGGGACCCCCCAUGAGGUGCCUUCCCUGUAGGUUUAGGGCAAGGGGAGGGCCUGGGUUUUUUUGGGGGGUCUCUCCAGGGCGCAGUGGGAUCCCUGCACCCCCAAACACUACAGGGGUGGGGAGAUGCACUGUGGGGGAGUCUCUGCACCUCCGAAUCKAAAAUUGGGGGCGUUUGAUGCCUUUUUAUUUUAUUUUUUUUUUUUUUUUGGGUUGGUUUUUUUGUCUCCAGAAGAAGAACUAAAUUAAAAUCUGUGAAUGCCCCAAC
This is a messenger RNA of Malurus melanocephalus (red-backed fairy wren), 3027 nucleotides long. RefSeq names its product oxysterol binding protein (gene OSBP). Gene Ontology annotation, cellular component: intracellular membrane-bounded organelle; membrane; cytosol. The record is from RefSeq and is a predicted model, not a curated record. Bases 198 to 2246 code for a protein of 682 amino acids. The transcript is spliced from 14 exons. NCBI's taxonomy places the organism in Eukaryota, Metazoa, Chordata, Aves, Passeriformes, Maluridae. Gene Ontology annotation, molecular function: sterol binding.